GCAUGAAAGUUACUUAUGAACAUAACUGAAACUUUAAAUGUUUUUUGUUGGUUAGGCAAAGUGAGGACCUUCACUGAUUUGGACGAAGAAAUAGAUUUCCUUCACUCCAUCAUAGAAAAACAGGAAGUGUCGAAGAUAAAAACAACAAAAAAUCAACCACAAAAAACUGGUUCCAUUUCCUCUCCGGCGGAUCUUAAGGACAGCAGGACAGGAGCAUCUGAACAAAAAUCCCAGAAUAAGAACCGACUGUUGGGGGAAAUCCCACGUAGCACCACGGCAGCUCCGAUACCCACGGGCGCCGCCUUUCCCAACACGCCAACCCCGCAUCCCAGGUUCACUGCAGCUGAUGGCCGAGCCGGCCCUUUAGUUGUGCCCCAUCCCAAAAAUGACACCAUCAUUGUCAUCAUAAUCUCGCUGUGUGUUAUUGUGGGCACCGUGUGUGUGAUCUUGGCUUCUGUCUGUUACGUCAAGCUGCGCACAGAAUCACGCCUAGCUGAGAAGGUGGACUACCCUGCUUUCAGAGGACCGAGCGUUCCUCCAACUCCAGCCAACGGUUCAUCAACACUUGAUAAGACACUGGCUGAAAAUGCUCAGAUGUAUCACUAUCAGCACCAGAAACAACAGAUGCUGUCAAUGGGAAGUCACAAGCCUGAACAGAAAGGGCUCGACGCUGAGGCCACAUCAGACGAAGAAGAAGUAGGAGGUGGCUUCACAGUGUACGAGUGUCCUGGACUCGCCCCGACUGGAGAGAUGGAAGUUAAAAAUCCUCUGUUUGAUGAUUCAACUCUGGAUUAUCAGGGGAUUCCUAAGUGAACACUGAACACUCGCGCGCGCAUACAAAAAAUUUCUCUGGAAGAAAGCUCCUAUUUUCUCUCUGCCUGCAUGGAAAUCGAGAAUGAUAUUGUGGAAAUGAUUGUUUUCUCAUCCGCCUUUUUAACACAUAGGCCCCACUAUGGCUUUUUAAUGCUACAAAUAUGUAAUCAGUUCCCUGUUAAUUUAUUCCUGUCAAUGUUGUAGAGAAACUCUAUCUUUUAAUUUAAUUUUUGUUGAUUUAAGUCGAAGUCAAGCUAGUGUUAGUGUUUUGUUCUGAGUGUUUGAUUCUAAGUUAAUCUCUUUAUUCUUUCUUUAUUUUUGCAGCUAUUUCCAAAGAAUACCAUAACAGAUGAUAUAUAUCUAUAUGUGUAUAUAUAUCACACAUAUACUUAGGAAUAUUCUACUAACGCAGAUACCCUCUCUAAUUUUGUUUUAACAGAAUUCAUAUCAGUUUUCUGUAAAAAUGCAUCAUAAAAUGGUCAUUGAACUGUAACUGCUGGUGUUGCUCGUGUAUUUUCCUGUCCUGUAGGCUGCACAUGAAGAUUUUGAGAUGAUAAAGUAUAGAUAUUAAAGUUAUAUAGGUGAAAAUGAAGUACUUAAUGCUGUCUUGCAUGGUUUGACUGUAUUGUUUUAGUCAUGGCGAAACUUCGAUGGAUCGUUCUGCCUCCAUGUGUGUGCGUCAUAUUGCCAAUGGAGGGAGGAAAAGUGACUUUCCGAGCACUUGAAUGAAAUUUGAGACAAGCUGUACCUCUAGAUGUUUUACUGGCAAUCAUAAUGAUCCUGUAGUGUCCCUCUUUCCAAUCUUUGGGCUCAAACUAUCUAUGUGCUGCAAAAUGUACAUACAAAGAGUGAGAUUGUUCACUUUUUAUAGAUAUUUGUACAUGCAGACUAAAGAUUGAAAAUUAAACUUUUUACCACAUGUGGAGGAAAAA
This is a messenger RNA of Xiphophorus hellerii (green swordtail), 1745 nucleotides long. Its product is annotated as neural proliferation differentiation and control protein 1-like. The transcript is spliced from 7 exons. Bases 16 to 813 code for a protein of 265 amino acids. The record is from RefSeq and is a predicted model, not a curated record. Gene Ontology annotation, cellular component: membrane. Lineage: Eukaryota; Metazoa; Chordata; Actinopteri; Cyprinodontiformes; Poeciliidae.